Messenger RNA from Lacerta agilis (Sand lizard), 1944 nucleotides. RefSeq names its product tRNA methyltransferase 12 homolog (gene TYW2). The coding region runs from base 131 to 1501 and encodes 456 amino acids. Gene Ontology annotation, molecular function: tRNA methyltransferase activity. Gene Ontology annotation, biological process: tRNA methylation. Lineage: Eukaryota; Metazoa; Chordata; Lepidosauria; Squamata; Lacertidae. The transcript has 8 exons. The record is from RefSeq and is a predicted model, not a curated record. Gene Ontology annotation, cellular component: cytoplasm.
CGAGUCUUUCCCAAGUCCAAGUACAUAGAAUCGUAGUUCCUGAGGGGUUGCCGACCUUUCAAAAAGUGGCGUUUGCUGCUGGGAAUCUGAAGCCUUCUAUCCCCUUCUCCAGAAACAAAGGAAGCAAAAAAUGAAUAAUUCGGCAGAACCCCUCCCCAUUCCCGACAAGAUGAACACGGAAGAUUCAUGUUCUUGUGGUACUGCAGCUGUUGUUACUGAGCCACAGUUUACUCAGCUAUUCAGGAAACUUUUGCAAAGAGAGGGUUUCCUGGACAGCAGUUACCGUGUGCAAAAGCUUCCUAAUGGUGCCAUGGCCUUGCCUGUGUUGGGCCAAAAGCUCACAGCAGAGCACCUGCAUCAGCUGAAGGAAAGUAUGCUGCCUGGGAAGACCUGUGCUCUAACAUGGAUUCUGAAUCCCGUUCCUUCAAAAGCGGCCCAAUUCCGGCCUCCCAUCCAGAAACUGUAUGAUGAGUUGCAGUGCCUGAUGUUGAGUCAUGGAGUUGCGUGGUCAAAAGAACUGGAGAGAGAUCUACCACGCUCCUGGCAACGGCAUGGGGAUCUGGUUCUGUUCAGUGAGGAGAGCUUCAGAGAACCCAUAUGGGGAGAGCUAGGACAAGAGCUCUGGGAAGUGGUUGCUGGUGCACUCGGGGCCCAACGUGUGGCAAAACGCGGACGUGUGCAGUCAGAUUUGUUUCGAUCCCCAACAGUGACCCUGUUGCUGGGGAAGGAUGGCUGGGUUGAACACGUAGAGAAUGGAAUUCGGUACAUGUUUGACGUGACACAGUGCAUGCUGUCUCCAGGAAACAUAACUGAGAAGCUGCGAAUAGCAUCUCUGAAGUGUGCUGGGGAAGUGUUGGUAGACCUCUACGCUGGGAUUGGCUAUUUCACCCUGCCAUACCUCAUUCAUGCUGGUGCUGCCUUUGUCCAUGCCUGUGAGUGGAACCCGCAUGCAGUGGAAGCACUGCAGAAGAAUUUGCAACUGAACCAUGUGCAGGAUCGGUGCCUCGUUCACCAGGGAGAUAAUCAGAAGCUGGAACUGUGGAAUGUGGCUGACAGGGUGAAUUUGGGACUGAUCCCCACAUCGGAGGCAGGAUGGCCAAUCGCCUGCCAGGUUUUGCGGAAAGACGUGGGUGGGAUCCUGCAUAUUCACCAGAAUGUGGAAUCCUUUCCAGUGAAUGCCCUUAGGCUGCACCACAAGCCACAUCAGGAUCAACCUCGUGAGCAGCUUCUGGUGCAAACGGUGUCCAACGUACAAGAGGACAGGGUGGCCCUUGGGGACUACGGUAUUCUGCAGGAUGAAGGAAGGAAGGACCUGGCUUUCUCAGCCAGGGGCAAGUGGCAAAGGUGGGCAGAGGACACAGCAACCCAGAUCAGGACUUUGCUUCAGGAUUUGGAUGGGAAGCAGUGGAGGACAAAAAUCCUGCACAUUGAGCAAGUGAAAUCUUACGCCCCUCAUGUGCACCACCUGGUCUUGGAUCUGGACUGCCGGCCCCUUAUGUAGCCCCUUCUCACCUUUGGAAUAUCCUGGAAGAAACCUAAAGGACCCCUCUGUCCUGCAAAUGGCAGACGGAAAGUGCUUUCACAGAGGAAGCAAAGGAUGGGAAGUGCAGUGGGGGUGGAAUAUUUGAUUCCAUCUAGUGCCCACCUUGCUGGUGCUAAGAAUAGCAAACUUUUAUUGUUUUCAUUGCCUUGUCAGGGCAGCAUAUUUUUUUAUUUGGCUGCCAGCCAGUUUCUAGUACAAGGACGUCUCUGAGUAGAUCAGGGUGAGGUAUUUGCCCUAGGGACCUAUUCAGCCCCCGGUGCUUUACCCAGGCAACACCUCUUCUUUAUAUUGUUUUAAUUUUAUUGGAGUUUCAUUACUUUUCAACAAGCAUCUUUUAACUUUUUGUAGUUUAUCUGUAUAGUUUCAAUUUGUGCAAGUCCUGGUCUGAGAAAACGGUGGGG